UUUUCUCAUGCCCUCUCCGUUACCGCACAUCAAUAUCUUCAAUCAUGUCUAUAUGAAACAAAUUGACUUUAAUUAAGCAUUAUGCAAAGCGCCAACCUCUCAGAGCGCUAAUCCGCAGAGUUUGCCUCAAUUGCUUGACCAGCGCUUAAAUUAGUCGAGCAGCGACACUCAGCCGGUUCACUUGCAAGAUGAAGAGCGACGAGAUCAUUGAGAAGAUACGCAGAAAGCUGAAGGAAUCGGAUCCUGCCCGGCGCACUGUGGUCAACACCUUCCAGUUCAACUUCACCGAUGCGGAUGGUAAUCUCAUCAAAAGCAUGGCUCUGGACAUCUACGAGGGUAGUGCUGCCAGUGCGGAUGCGCAAGUGACCAUUUCGGAUGAGGAUUUCUACUGUGGCACUAAGCAGAAGACCUUUCAGGAGGUUCUGCAGCAAGAGAAGGCGAAGAUCGAUGGCGAUGAGGAAGCUAUAAACAAAAUGCUGGAGAAGUUUCGCAUAAAUUCUCAGAACUACAAAAGAGAGCUGAAAUAAUUACGCAUUUCUUCUGUUUAAAUGCUUUUAUGUAACGUUCCUUAUUUACUUUAUCAACCUCCCAAUAAUGACUGCAAUAAACAAAGUAAAUAA
Molecule: messenger RNA, 620 nt
Organism: Drosophila suzukii
Lineage: Eukaryota; Metazoa; Arthropoda; Insecta; Diptera; Drosophilidae
Gene: euc
Product: eucalyptus
Cellular component (GO): cytosol
Source: RefSeq, a predicted model, not a curated record